AAGAAAAGGGCUGGCGGCCCCAGAGCGAGCGGUCACGUGCCUGGGAAGAUGGCCGUCUUUCCCUGGCACUCCAGGAACAGGAACUACAAGGCCGAAUUUGCGUCAUGCCGGUUGGAGGCCGUGCCCUUGGAGCUUGGGGACUAUCACCCGCUGAAACCCAUAACUGUCACGGAGUCAAAGACGAAGAAAGUGAGCCGCAAAGGAAGCACUUCUUCGACAUCCUCGUCGUCCUCCAGCUCCGUGGUGGACCCGCUGAGCAGCGUCCUGGAUGGGACCGACCCCCUGUCCAUGUUCGCAGCCACUGCUGACCCCGCGGGCAGGGCGGCCGUGGCCACGGACAGUUCCCGAAAGAAACGUGACCGAGAUGAGAACUCCGUGGUCGGAUCAGAUUUUGAGCCUUGGGCCAGCAAACGAGGAGAGAUCCUCGCCCGCUACACAACCACAGAAAAACUCUCUAUCAAUCUAUUUAUGGGAUCUGAAAAAGGCAAAGCCGGGACGGCCACAUCCGCGAUGUCCGAGAAGGUCCGGACCAGGCUGGAGGAGCUGGAUGACUUUGAGGAGGGCUCCCAAAAGGAACUGCUGAAUUUGACUCAACAGGAUUAUGUGAACCGCAUAGAGGAGCUCAACCAGUCGCUGAAGGACGCUUGGGCCUCGGACCAGAAAGUGAAGGCUCUAAAAAUAGUCAUCCAGUGUUCAAAGCUUCUUUCGGACACCAGUGUCAUUCAGUUCUACCCAAGCAAAUUUGUGCUCAUCACCGACAUACUUGACACAUUUGGAAAGCUCGUGUACGAGCGCAUCUUUUCCAUGUGCGUGGAUAACCGCAGCGUCUUACCAGAUCACUUCUCUCCAGAGAAUGUAAAUGACACGGCCAAAGAAACAUGCUUAAAUUGGUUUUUCAAGAUCGCUUCCAUCAGGGAACUCAUUCCAAGAUUUUACGUGGAAGCGUCCAUCCUGAAGUGUAACAAGUUCCUCUCCAAAACGGGGAUUUCGGAAUGUCUGCCCCGCCUGACGUGCAUAAUUCGAGGGAUCGGAGACCCGCUGGUGUCCGUGUACGCCAGGGCCUAUCUGUGCCGGGUGGGAAUGGAAGUGGCGCCACAUCUCAAAGAAAGCCUCAGUAAGAACUUUUUUGACUUCCUCCUGACGUUCAAACAGAUUCAUGGGGAUACAGUGCAGAACCAGCUGGUGGUCCAGGGAGUGGAGAUGCCGUCUUACCUCCCCUUGUACUCGCCUGCCAUGGACUGGAUCUUCCAGUGCAUUUCCUACCACGCCCCCGAGGCUCUGCUAACCGAGAUGAUGGAGCGAUGCAAAAAACUAGGAAACAAUGCCUUGCUGUUGAAUUCCGUGAUGUCAGCCUUCCGGGCUGAGUUCAUUGCCACAAGGUCCAUGGAUUUCAUUGGCAUGAUUAAAGAGUGCGAUGAGUCCGGUUUCCCCAAGCAUCUCCUCUUUCGCUCAUUGGGACUAAACUUGGCCUUGGCUGAUCCUCCCGAAGGUGAUCGCCUUCAGAUUCUCAAUGAAGCUUGGAAAGUUAUCACUAAAUUGAAGAAUCCACAGGACUACAUUAACUGUGCCGAAGUGUGGGUGGAGUACACGUGCAGGCAUUUCACGAAACGAGAGGUGAAUACCGUUUUGGCAGAUGUCAUCAAGCACAUGACUCCAGAUCGUGCAUUUGAAGACUCCUACCCUCAGCUUCAGUCAAUAAUUAAGAAAGUGAUCAGCCACUUCCAUGAUUUCUCAGUUCUUUUCUCGGUGGAAAAAUUUCUGCCAUUUCUGGACAUGUUCCAAAAAGAGAGCGUGCGGGUGGAGGUUUGCAAAUGCAUCAUGGAAGUUUUUAUCAAGCAUCAGCAAGAGCCCACCAAGGACCCCGUCAUCCUGAACGCCCUUUUGCACGUUUGCAAGACCAUGCAUGACUCCGUGAAUGCACUCACUCUCGAGGAUGAGAAAAGAAUGCUGGCAUAUUUGAUUAAUGGGUUUAUAAGAAUGGUGUCCUUCGGCCGUGACUUUGAACAACAGCUAAGUUUUUACGUUGAGGCCAGGUCGAUGUUUUGCAAUCUGGAACCCGUUCUUGUGCAGUUGAUUCACAAUGUGAACCGCUUGGCAAUGGAAACAAGAAAAGUAAUGAAAGGGAACCAUUCCAGAAAGACGGCUGCGUUUGUCCGGGCCUGUGUCGCCUACUGCUUCAUCACCAUCCCCUCCCUGGUGGGCAUCUUUGCGCGCCUCAAUCUCUACCUGCAUUCUGGCCAGGUGGCCUUGGCCAACCAGUGCCUCUCCCAAGCUGAUGCCUUUUUCAAAGCCGCUAUCGGCCUCAUUCCAGAAGUUCCAAAGAUGAUAAAUAUCGAUGGGAAGAUGCGGCCAUCGGACUCAUUCCUUCUGGAAUUCCUCUGCAAUUUCUUUUCUACUUUAUUAAUAGUUCCGGAUCAUCCCGAACACGGGGUCCUGUUUCUUGUUCGAGAGCUUCUCAACGUGAUCCAGGACUACACCUGGGAAGACAACAGUGACGAUAAAAUCCGCAUCUACACCUGCGUCCUGCACCUUCUGUCUGCCAUGGGCCAGGAGACCUACCUCUACCACGUAGAUAAAGUCGACUCCAAUGACAGCCUCUACGGGGGAGACUCCAAGUUUCUGGCUGAAAACAACAAGCUGUGCGAGACGGUGAUGGCGCAGAUCCUGGAGCAUCUGAAGACCCUGGCCAAGGACGAGGCCCUAAAGCGCCAGAGCUCGUUGGGCCUUUCCUUCUUUAACAGUAUCUUGGCCCAUGGGGACCUGCGCAACAACAGGCUUAAUCAGCUCUCAGUCAACCUGUGGCACCUGGCUCAGAGGCAUGGCUGUGCGGACAGCAGGACCAUGGUGAAAACUCUGGAAUACAUCAAGAAACGGAGCAAACAACCAGAUAUGGGUCAUCUGACUGAGCUGGCGCUCAGGCUCCCUCUGCAAACGCGGACCUGAACCUGGGACCUCUCCCCAGGAGCUCUGGUGCCAAGUCCAAAAAGACCUGCGUUUUUAGAUUUUAUUUUUACACGUGUACCAUUGGUUUAAGCUUUGGCCUCUACACAGGAUUAUUCUGACAGUGAAGAAGUGGGAAAGGUCAGAGCAUUAAGGUCCAGUCUCGUUCACUGAGCAGCUGAACGCAAGUCACAUCUUUCUUUGUGGUGUCUUUAAUUGAAAAAAGAACCGUGCAAAGCGCUUCAUUUUUUAAAAGCUACUGUUUUCCUCUCCCUAUUGCAAGGGUCUCAAGUCUGGAAUUAAAUGUUCCCUGCACCACCUUGGAGCAUUUAUAAAAGGCAGAUAGCUCAAAUAAUUCCUUUUUCUAUUAAAAAGCAGCUCUUGACUAGACUUAGAAUAUAUCCUGUGACAGAAUAGACCUGAAGAGAAUAUAUCCUACAAUGGAAUGAACCUCCUGAAGGAGUAUUUAUGUUCAUGGCUGUUCUUUUAAUUACCCGAUUCUCUUCAUCCAGAAGAAAGCGAAUGUAUCUCAACAUAGUGUCUGGUUUGCUGUGCAACCAUAUUUCUAGACAGCAUGGGAUUCUAUUUUUCUUACUACCAAUUUGAUGGAAUCUGAUUAUUACUUAUGAGCUUCCACUGACAUUUUAUUUUGAAUCAGUAAGAACAUUAAUAGUGAUUGGCGGGGACUCCAGCCUAGAACCCUUUGUUCAGGAAAAUGCAUCCAAGUUGUAGAAUAAAACUGCCCCCAAACUAUUGUACUUGUGGAAGGUAUACAGUAGACAGAGAUUACAUUUCAUCUCUACCUGCCCUAUGAAAUGCAUGAUUACAGUUCACAUGUUAAUCUCAGUAAAAGUGCCUAAGAUAAUUUUUGAAGACAAAUUUAUGUGAACUAAUUUUUUUCUUUUUUAAAGAUUUUAUCGGGGAAGAGGAACAGAACUUUAUUGGGGAACAGUGUGUACUUCCAGGACUUUUUUCCAAGUCAAGUUG
Molecule: messenger RNA, 3927 nt
Organism: Rhinolophus ferrumequinum (greater horseshoe bat)
Lineage: Eukaryota; Metazoa; Chordata; Mammalia; Chiroptera; Rhinolophidae
Gene: VPS35L
Product: VPS35 endosomal protein sorting factor like
Exons: 31
Coding region: 49-2943 (964 amino acids)
Biological process (GO): endocytic recycling
Cellular component (GO): endosome
Source: RefSeq, a predicted model, not a curated record